Molecule: messenger RNA, 1206 nt
Organism: Suillus subaureus
Lineage: Eukaryota; Fungi; Basidiomycota; Agaricomycetes; Boletales; Suillaceae
Product: aspartic peptidase domain-containing protein
Exons: 5
Coding region: 1-1206 (401 amino acids)
Biological process (GO): proteolysis
Molecular function (GO): aspartic-type endopeptidase activity
Source: RefSeq, a predicted model, not a curated record
AUGGUUCCCUCCAGAUCGCUUUCAUGUAUUCUUGCCCUGCCGGCGCUUGCCUUCCUCUCGCUGUCAGCGAGCGCUUUGCCUCAUGCUCGGGUAGCGUCAAGCACAGCUACUCUCAAGCUCGCUGUUAGAAUAAACUCGUACGGGAUCAAGAACGUCGCGGCUGCAGAUCGAGCUCGAAUCCAAACCUUACAAGCUCGCGGCAGCUCUUCCGUCAAUGCAACCAAUGCCGUGACGAUAUACACUGCUGACAUUGGUGUGGGGAGUCCAGCAACGUACUACACACUCCUGGUAGACACCGGAAGCUCAAACACCUGGAUCGGGGCCAAUAAGGCUUACCAGAAGACUUCCACGAGCCAUGAUACAGGCGGUAUAUUCGCUUAUGUUCUUGGAGAGGAAUAUACAGACACCGUAACGUUCAACUCUGAUCUGGUCAUCGACAACCAAUCUAUUGGCGUCGCAACUGCAUUUUCAUAUCUAACCUCAGGGCUAGAUGGUCCGGACGGGAUUCUUGGCCUUGGACCGGUUGAUUUGACGCAGGGCACCGUCAGUAAUGCAUAUGAAGUUCCAACUGUGACGGACAACCUCUAUGCGCAGCGAAAAAUUAGUUCAGAAGUACUCGGAGUGUUCUUCGCACCUGCUUCCUCUAACGAUAGCAGCGGCGAGCUCACGUUUGGUGGUUAUAACGCCUCCAAAAUUACUGGAGACGUCAAUUAUGUGCCAAUCACAUCAACAUCUCCAGCGAAUACAUAUUGGGGCAUCGAUCAAUCCAUCAGCUAUGGGGACACGGUGAUUUUGGAUGAGACAGCUGGUAUCGUCGAUACUGGAACCACCUUCAUUCUCAUUGCCUCUGACGCCUUCGACAAAUACCAGUCUGCUACGGGAGCAACGUUGGAUGAGAGCACUGAAUUGUUAACGAUCACAUCUGAGCAGUACGACCAGCUCUCAUCCUUGUAUUUCACUAUUGGUGGCGUUACCUAUGAGCUUACCCCAAAUGCACAAAUCUGGCCUCGAUCGCUGAACAGCGCCAUUGGUGGUACCACCGACAGUAUAUACCUGGUUAUCAGUUCCACUGGGAGCUCCUCUGGUUCUGGUUUGGAUUUCACAAAUGGCUACUGUUUCCUCGAGCGGUUUUACUCGGUGUAUGAUACGACGAACUCCCGAGUCGGGCUCGCCACCACUGAGUACACCAAUGCUACGACCAACUAA